CGCGACUGGAUGUCAUCUGCGGAGACCUGUCAGGGACGCGUCGAGUGCGCGCGCACACAAGUCAUCUGCCUUGAGAGCUCGAACACAAGCGCAGCCUUUAUUGGCGCCAACACGGGACUGGAACGCGCAUCCUUCCAUUACGCACCGGAGGGCUCACAUGGACUCCCCGGACCAGCACCCCCUGACACGCGGGGACCGGACCGGGCGCUCGGACGGCGUCCUCACCACUUCCGUCAACUUAUGGCGUUGAAAAACAAAACGCCGCUGCGCCAAAAGCACCGACGACCCAGGAGGAGCUUUCGGUUUCGCCCCGCCGGGAAGUUCCAAACUCCCUCCGGUGAGUCCGGUUACGUGCCGCGUUCGCCCCACCCCGCCGGAACACGGACGAACACUUCCACCAUGCUCGCCGUGCCCUGAGGGGGAGAUGGACCUGGAGGGAGAGGAGCUGAACGGCUCCGCUUGUGUGUCCCGGAACGAGAGCGGCGCCGGGCUGCCGCGCGCCUCCGCCGGACUGUCCACUGCGCUGGCCAGCGUGCUGAUCUUCACCAUCGUGGUCGACAUCCUGGGCAACGUGCUCGUCAUCCUGUCCGUGUACAGGAACAAAAAGCUCAGGAAUGCAGGCAACAUCUUUGUGGUGAGUCUGUCAGUCGCAGACCUGGUGGUGGCGCUCUACCCCUACCCUUUGGUACUGACAGCCAUCGUCCACGACGACUGGACUAUGGGGGACACGCACUGCCAGGCGAGCGGUUUCAUCAUGGGCAUUAGCGUCAUCGGCUCCAUCUUCAACAUCAUGGCCAUCGCCAUCAACCGCUACUGCUACAUCUGCCACAGCCUGAACUACGACCGCCUGUUCAGCCUCAGGAACACCUGCUGCUACCUGGGCCUCACCUGGAUCUUCACGGCCAUCGCCACCGUGCCCAACUUCUUUGUGGGCUCGCUUCAGUACGAUCCUCGCAUUUACUCCUGCACUUUCGCCCAGACAGUUAGCUCUUACUACACCAUCUCCGUGGUCAUCAUCCAUUUCCUGAUCCCGCUGCUGGUGGUGUCGUACUGCUACUUGAGGAUAUGGGUGAGGGUGAUCCAGGUGAAGCAUCGGGCGAAACCAGAACAAAGAGCCAAACUAAAACCCAGCGACGUAAGGAACUUCCUGACUAUGUUCAUGGUGUUUGUGUUGUUUGCUGUCUGCUGGGCGCCGUUGAACCUGAUCGGCCUGGCGGUGGCGAUCAACCCGGCCAGAGUUGCUCCGAACAUACCGCAGUGGCUGUUUGUCACCAGCUACUUCAUGGCAUACUUCAACAGCUGCCUCAACGCCAUCAUAUACGGACUGCUGAACCAAAACUUUCGUAAAGAAUACAAGACGAUCGUCCUCGCUCUGUGCAUCCCACGCUUGCUCCUGGUGGAAACCUCAAGGUGUGCCACAGAGGGUCUGAAGAGUAAACCCUCAGCGGCUGUGACAAACAAUAUCAUAGCGGAGAUAAACGUAUAACAACGGGCAUUUCUCGGGAAUCCGGGUUCACCUGCUGCCUUCAGACAUGCCAUCGUUUUGUUUGCUGCUUAUUCUGUUCUGGUUUUACACCAUACUUGCCAACCCUCCCGAUUUUCCCGGGAGACUCCCAAAUUUCAGUGCCCCUCCCGAAAAUCUCCCGGGGCAACCACUCUCCCGAAUUUCGUGUACGGAGUAGUACACGGACAUAGGGAGAAGUACAGAGCGCCAAUAAACCUUGAAGGCACUGCCUUUGCGUGCCAGCCCAAUCACAUAAUAUCUAUGGUUUUUCACACACACAAGUAAAUGCAAGGCAUACUUGGUCAACAGCCAUACAGGUCACACUGAGGGGUGGCCGUAUAAACCACUUUAACACUGUUACAAAUAUGCACCACACUGUGAACCCACACCAAACAAGAAUGACAAACACAUUUCGGGAGAACAUCCGCACCGUAACACAACAUACACACAACAUAACAAAUACCCAGAAGCCCUUGCAGCACUUACUCUUCCGGGACACUACAAUAUACAUCAACCGAAACCACGCCGCCCCCUAUCUCUCGAAUUCCGAGGUCUCAAGGUCGGCAAGUAUGUUUUACACCAGGAGCUGAAGCCCGACUACACCUUGACACAUGCCAAGCUUAGGUGGACCACGGCAACACCCAAGGUGCUUUGGUAUUACAAAAUAAUCACACCAUAUUUAUUUUCUCACCAUACACAUCUGUUGUGUUCCACCGAACAAUAAAUGUACAGACAAACCCUGAUUUUGCCCAAAAAAUGUGUCAGUUUAAGAAGAGCAAAGUCUUUGACACAACACGACUGUUUUCCGGCAUGGUUGCAUCACCUGCGCCGUCACUGCAUUCGUCUUUUACGUUCUGAUCAAAUAUAAACUCAAUAAAAAAAGUGUGUUUUUUUAUGUCA
Nerophis ophidion (straightnose pipefish) is the source of this 2404-nucleotide messenger RNA. Its product is annotated as melatonin receptor type 1C-like. Gene Ontology annotation, biological process: G protein-coupled receptor signaling pathway. The record is from RefSeq and is a predicted model, not a curated record. Gene Ontology annotation, cellular component: membrane. Gene Ontology annotation, molecular function: melatonin receptor activity. The transcript is spliced from 2 exons. Lineage: Eukaryota; Metazoa; Chordata; Actinopteri; Syngnathiformes; Syngnathidae. Bases 425 to 1486 code for a protein of 353 amino acids.